AUGGCCACCCGGAAUCGAAGCCGGGCAAUUGCCUUGGCUCUCUUUAUCUUUGGCGGUUGCUUCAUCACUCCCUAUCCUCGACAAAAUGGUCGUGUCAAAAGCUCCGUCACGCGACGGGCGGAAAUGGAGGACCAAACCGACAUUCUCGCCAAGGCGCUGGCUGGCGGUCCACCUUUACGUAUCGGCGAUAAGGGCUUGGAGUUCGAACUCGGCAAAGGUGCAGAAGGCUCCAGUGUGAAGUGGGGCCUGCUCAAGGAGAGGACACCUGAGGUGGACCAAUCCGCAAAAGCGCGAGAACAGCGUGCAGAGCUUCGCGCCAAAGCGGCGCGAGACUUGGUCAACAUUGACGAUGAAGAGCGGGAAAGACGACGUGUUGCAAGCUAUGCCUUCGCAGCAUUUGCUGCACUUCUUGCACUGUACCUGCUUUGGAGUAAUGCUCCAUGGUAUAGCCGCGGGGCGUUGUUUCCUGUGGUUGCUCUUGCAUGGGGAUACAAUCUCUCAGCAAAGGAGGGACUCUGA
Molecule: messenger RNA, 519 nt
Organism: Cladocopium goreaui
Lineage: Eukaryota; Dinophyceae; Suessiales; Symbiodiniaceae
Source: the annotation of a GenBank genome assembly